CGCGUAAAUAACAAGGAAAGCAGCGCGCGCGGAACGAUCAGCGGUGGAAUUCCAAUUGGAUGGGAAACGCAAAGCGGAGAAAAACGAGAAACCGACAAACAGAAAACAGAGAACAGAGUCGAAAGACGCAAAAUCGUGAAUUAAACAAAAAGCGAAGAAAGCCCCAAAAUUCACACAAAAUGCCAAGACAACAACAAACAUAAUGCUAUCAGAAACAACAACAGCAACAACAACAGCGACAACAAAACAUAAACAACAACAGUAAACAGACUUGAAACAUCGGCGGCAAGCGGCUAAAAAAAACUCAACUGUGCAAUUUAAAAUAUAACCAAGUAUUAUACGAAAAAAAAAAUAUAGAAUGCAAAAUUUGUCAAGUGUCGACGGAAAAAGUUGCUCAAUAUGAGCAAAAAAAGCAGCAACAACAACGACAGCAAUAAAGCUGCCCCGCAACAACAACAUCAACAGCAAUUGAAAAUCGGAAAAGUGCAACAAUAAAAAUGAUGCAUAUAUGAAAUAAAAUAAAAAUAACAACAAAAAAAAUCCAGCCAAAAAAAUUUAAAAUUUAAAAAUAAUUUUUUUCUCCCCUCCAAUUGCCUGGCAAUAUCUAAUUGUUUAUAUAUAUAUAGCAUUACCAUCUUCAUAUAUAUCUAUUAUAUAUGUAAAUGUAUUAUAUAUUUGUGUAUCUGUGUGUGUGUAUAUUUUUGUGUGCAUUCCAUCCAUUAAUUCUAUAACUCAAUCUAUGAAAAAAACUGAACAAAAUAAUUUACUAAAAACAAAAAACGCAUAAAAAUAAAUUUAUUAAAAAAAAAAACAACCGAUAACAAACAAUAAAAACCGCAUGUAAAACGCGUAAGAAUAAAUAAAUACAAAAAAUUACUAUUUACAAUUUACAUUACAACCGUGAAACAAACGAAAAUAAUCUGAAUCACAAAUCGUGCACCAAAAUGGCGGACAUCAUGCGUCCGCCGUACAGUGAGAUCAAACGGCCGGACGAAAUCGUCAGAAUGACAACAGCCGACAAUCUCAAGUUCGCCGUCCUCAUCGGCCUCAUCGAGGUUGGCCAGGUGACCAACCGGGAGGUGGUCAAUACCGUCCUGCAUUUGCUGGUCGGCGGUGAAUUCGAUAUGGAAUUGAAUUUUGUGAUACAGGAUGCGCAGAAUAUCAAACAUAUGCUGGAGCUGCUGGAUCAUUGUCCGCCCAAUUUGCAGGCGGAGAUUUGGAGCGUAUUCAUCGCCAUCCUGCGCAAAAGCGUCCGCAAUCUGCAGGCCUGCACCGAUGUCGGCCUCAUCGAGCAUGUUCUCAUCCGCCUGCAGCGCUCCGAAACGGUUGUGGCAGAUCUGCUCAUCGAGAUGCUGGGCGUGCUGGCCAGCUAUAGCAUAACGGUGAAGGAGCUGAAGCUGCUCUUCGGGACGAUGAAGGCCAACAACGGCAAGUGGCCGCGUCACUCGGCCAAGCUGCUGAACGUCCUCCGGCAGAUGCCACAUCGCAACGGACCGGAUGUGUUCUUCAGCUUUCCGGGACGCAAGGGAUCGGCCAUGGUCCUGCCGCCGUUGGCCAAAUGGCCCUAUGAGAAUGGAUUCACCUUCACCACCUGGUUCCGGCUGGAUCCCAUUAAUUCGGUGAAUAUCGAAAGGGAGAAGCCGUACCUGUACUGCUUCAAGACAUCGAAGGGUGUGGGCUAUACGGCGCAUUUUGUGGGCAAUUGCCUCGUCCUCACCUCGAUGAAGGUCAAGGGCAAGGGUUUUCAGCAUUGUGUGAAAUACGAAUUCCAGCCACGAAAGUGGUAUAUGAUUGCCAUAGUGUAUAUAUACAAUCGUUGGACGAAAAGCGAAAUCAAGUGCCUCGUUAACGGACAGCUGGCCUCUUCAACUGAGAUGGCCUGGUUUGUUUCCACAAACGAUCCCUUUGACAAGUGCUACAUUGGAGCCACCCCCGAAUUGGACGAGGAGCGCGUGUUCUGUGGCCAAAUGUCGGCGAUCUACCUUUUCAGCGAGGCCCUGACCACGCAGCAGAUCUGUGCGAUGCACCGCCUGGGUCCCGGCUACAAGUCGCAGUUCCGGUUCGACAACGAGUGCUAUCUAAAUCUGCCGGACAAUCACAAGCGGGUGAGUCACUUUCAACUUCUGCCAGCGACCUUGGGGGCGUCAGCACUGCCGGGCGGCAGUGGGAGUGGCACCGGAAGCGGUAGCGAUGCGGCAGCAGCAGCGGCAGCAGCCGUUGCCGCCGGCCAGCAACAACAGUUGCAGCUGCAAUUCCAAACGCUGGCCGCCGAACAGGAGGCGCGGGCGAUCGAUUGGUCCGAUGAGAGGCUCGAUUUGAAUGCGGCAUUUGUGAAAAUUCGAGCGGUCUUAACCGCCCGCAAUGCAGUGACCUUGGCGGUCACCGGAAGUAGCAGUAGCAGCACCCCCACUGCAGCAGCAGCAGCAGCAGCAGCUGGAGCAGGAGCAGGAGCAACUACUGCAGCAGCAACAUCUGCUGCUGCCACAGCGGCAACACAAAAUGAAAACGAUGCAGCAGCAGCAGCAGCAGCAGCGGUACAACAGCAGCAACAUGCAACAACAUCUGGCAACGCUGACGAUCCGCUCGGCCAUUUGCCCACCGGAAAUGCUUCUUCUUUUGAGCAACUCCGUCGAAUGUCCAGUGUGAGCAGCUUGAACUCACUGUUGGGAACCGCCGACACUGAGGAGGUCAACCAGCUGAAAGCUGUCCUGUACGAUGGCAAACUAUCGAAUGCCAUUGUGUUCAUGUACAAUCCGGUGGCAACCGAUGGUCAAUUGUGUCUGCAAUCAUCGCCCAAGGGAAACGUUUCAUAUUUCGUGCACACACCGCAUGCGCUGAUGUUGCAGGAUGUAAAGGCCGUGGUCACGCACUCGAUACACUGCACCCUGAACUCGAUUGGCGGCAUCCAGGUGCUGUUCCCGCUCUUCUCACAGCUGGACAUGGCCCACGAGGGCCUGGGCGACAUCAAGCGGGAUCCCACGCUGUGCUCCAAGCUGCUGGGCUUCAUCUGUGAACUGGUGGAAACAUCGCAGACGGUGCAGCAGCACAUGAUCCAGAACCGGGGCUUCCUGGUCAUCUCGUUCAUGCUGCAGCGCUCCUCCCGCGAACACCUCACCCUCGAGGUCCUGGGAUCCUUCCUGAACCUCACCAAGUAUCUGGUCACCUGCCUGUCGGCCAACAGUGAUCUGCUGCUUAAGCAGUUGAACACAGGCCUGCGUAAUCCUUUCAAAAAAGUAAACACAAACUUCUACCAGUUGUUCUGUUUCUCGUUUCUCACGUGGCAGCUGCUGGACCACGUCCUGUUCAAUCCAGCCCUGUGGAUAUACACACCCGCGAAUGUCCAGGCGCGACUGUACUCCUAUUUGGCCACCGAGUUCCUCUCGGACACGCAGAUCUACAGCAAUGUGAGGAGGGUCAGCACGGUCCUGCAGACGGUGCACACCCUGAAGUACUACUACUGGGUGGUCAAUCCGCGGGCCAAGAGCGGCAUCAUUCCGAAGGGACUGGAUGGACCUCGUCCGGCUCAAAAAGACAUUCUGGCCAUCCGGGCCUACAUCCUGCUGUUCCUCAAGCAGCUUAUCAUGAUCGGCAAUGGCGUGAAGGAGGACGAGCUGCAGAGCAUACUUAACUAUCUGACCACCAUGCACGAGGACGAGAACCUGCACGACGUGCUGCAGAUGCUCAUCUCGCUGAUGUCGGAGCAUCCCAGCUCCAUGGUACCUGCCUUCGAUGUGAAGCACGGUGUGCGCAGCAUCUUCAAGUUGUUGGCGGCCGAAAGUCAGUUGAUUCGGCUGCAGGCCCUCAAAUUGCUGGGCUUUUUCCUCUCGCGAAGUACCCACAAGUUUCUCCCAUUCAGACGCAAGUACGACGUGAUGUCGCCACACAAUCUGUACACACUGCUGGCGGAACGAUUGCUCCUCUAUGAGGAGUCUCUCUCGCUGCCCACAUACAAUGUCCUCUACGAGAUUAUGACGGAGCACAUCUCGCAACAGAUCCUGUACACACGGCAUCCGGAACCGGAGAGUCACUACCGUCUGGAGAAUCCAAUGAUCCUCAAGGUGGUGGCCACCCUGAUUCGGCAGUCCAAGCAGACCGAGUCCCUGAUCGACGUGAAGAAGCUGUUCCUGCAGGAUAUGACCCUGUUGUGCAACAGCAAUCGGGAGAAUCGACGCACCGUGCUCCAGAUGUCCGUCUGGCAGGAGUGGCUCAUUGCGAUGGCCUACAUCCAUCCGAAGAGCAGCGAAGAGCAGAAGAUUAGCGACAUGGUGUACUCCCUAUUCCGCAUGCUACUUCAUCAUGCCAUCAAGCAUGAGUAUGGCGGUUGGCGAGUUUGGGUGGAUACCCUCGCCAUUGUCCACUCGAAGGUGUCGUACGAGGAGUUUAAGCUCCAGUUUGCCCAGAUGUACGAGCACUACGAACGCCAGCGAACGGAUAAUAUUACAGAUCCCGCCCUGCGUCAGGCCAGGCCCAUUAGUACGAUCAGUGGUUGGGAGCGGGAGGAGCUGCAUCAGCAGCAGAAUGGUGGAUCCGCUGCAGCGGCAGUGGCUCCAAAUCAGCAAGUAGCAGUCGGAGCGGUCAAGGGUGCCGUUUCCAUUGCCUCGCUGGAGGAUGUGCCGCCGGUGGUCGAGGAGGAGGUGGAGGAACUGGAACUCGAGGAGGUGGAGAUCCAAGAGGGUCCCAUCAUCGAAGAGGCCGAACCGAAAUCCGUGAUAGCCAAUAUUUCCGAUGUCUACAACGAGCAGAUCAAAACGGAUGCCACAUGCAAUGGAAAUCUGGAGGAGGUCAAAGAGGAGGAUCCUGAGAUUCAGGAGCUUGUUGAAGAUCUCGAGUCUAAGCAACCGGAAGCAUCUCCGUUGGGCGCCCUCAGGGAAACCCUACAGCUGGGCGAUGACAUGGAUGUCGAGGAACUGGAGCUGGCCACCGCCAAGGAUUCGCUCAAUGCGGAACAGCAUGUGGCGCGAGUUCUUCAGGCCUCUGAGGCGGCGCUUAACGAUUGCAAAAUGGUCGUCGAUGAUGCGCUGCAGGAGUCAUCAUCAGUCCUCAAGGACGAGGAGAUCGAACUGGCGGUCAACGAAGUUGUUCAGGGUGUCCUUAACAACGAAAAGAAAUCCCAGGCCGAUAAGGAUAAGGAACAGUCCGUGGGGCAGGAUAAUGUCAAUGUUAGCCUGCUGAACAGCAAGAAUCUGCUCAACAAUAAUAAUAAUAACAAUAAUAACAAUAGUCCGAGUGCCACGCCCACAGAGCCUACGACGACGGUGGGAGCGGAAACGGAUACGGAAAUGGAGGUCAAUGCCAAUGAGAUCGUGAGCAGCAGCCCACUGGCGCCCAAGGAGGAACGGGAAACGGAAACGGAAGCAGAAAAGGGCGCAACACCGGAAGUGGAAACACCGGAAACGGCCAAGCCAAGCCCCAUAGUCCCCAGCCCCGUAGUAGCAACCAAUCAAAAGACUGAAGAUGCAGCCAACAAGCUGAACAACAACGAGAAGCUGGCCGAAAUCAGCGCUAGUCCCGAGCCCAUUAUUGUGGUGGAAACGCCAGAGGCUGAUCUUCUCCAGCUUUCCGAUACCGAAACCAAGCCGGCAAAGGAAACGGAAGCAGAAGCUGAGGAUCCGGUGGCAUUGGCCGUCAGAGAUAUUGUUGAGCAACUCAUCGACAAGGUGAUCGAUGCCACGGAAGCGGAAACGGCCAGUGAAAACAAAACAGAGACCAAUAACAAUGAACUACCCAAGGGGGAAAAACCCAAGUCAGAGCCUGGGCUUUCCGAGGUGGAAACUCCCGAGAGUCUAGCCGCUGCCGCCGAGGAAAUUGUCCAUGAGGUAGUGGAAGCAGCUCUCGUUUUGGUUCAUGAGGAGGCUACUCCGGCGAAACAGGAGGAAAAGGUAGAGGAUCUGCUGCAACUGGAUCAGGAGCCUGCGGCUACCGACGUUCAGGAAGCCAAGGCUCUUCCAGAAGACCCAAAAGAACCAGAAGAAGAUCUCAAAACCCAAGACCUUCAGGAACUUAAAACCGAGGAACCCAAGGAUCACAAAUCCCAGGAAGUACCCGUGGAACUGCCCCAAAAACAAGAGGAGCAUGUGGUGGCCAUUGUCAAUCAGGUGCUCGACACUCUGGUCGACGAAACCGUCAAGGCCGUGGCCGCCGAGCAAACCACCCAGACUUCACCCGCCCCCGAGGAGGAAUCACCCAAGAUUCUGGCCAAGGAAUCGGCGGUGACGCCAGUGCGUGUGAAGCCCACUGAAGUGGACUCCACCACCCAGACGACGCCGAAAAAUGAGGCUGGAUCCAAUCUACUGGUGGAAGAGGUGCAGCAAGUCCUUCAGGAGGACGAAGCUCAAACAUCCGGAGGCAUUGCCUCCCUUGAAGAUGAGGAGUACUCUAAUCAACAGACAGCAUCGGGUGUCGAAAAUCCCAACAGUCAAAUUGAGGCCAAUCAUUAUGGCCCCGGCAAUCCGGAAUCCAAGCAACAGCAACAACAACAGCAGCAGCAGCAACAACAACAGCAACAGCGCUCCAAAUCGGGUUCCACACGACCCAUGUUCAGUCCAGGACCAACACGUCCACCCUUCCGGAUACCGGAAUUCAAGUGGUCCUACAUCCAUCAGCGACUCCUCAGCGAUGUGCUCUUCUCGCUGGAAACGGACAUUCAGGUGUGGCGCAGUCAUUCGACCAAAAGCGUCCUGGACUUUGUCAACUCCAGUGAAAAUGCCAUCUUUGUGGUGAACACGGUGCAUCUGAUUUCGCAGCUGGCGGAUAACCUGAUUAUUGCCUGCGGAGGAUUGCUGCCCCUAUUGGCCAGCGCCACGUCACCCAAUUCCGAAUUGGAUGUCCUCGAGCCCACGCAGGGCAUGCCCUUGGAGGUGGCCGUGUCCUUCCUGCAGCGUCUGGUCAACAUGGCGGAUGUCCUUAUCUUUGCCACGUCCCUGAACUUCGGUGAGCUGGAGGCGGAGAAGAACAUGUCCAGUGGAGGCAUCCUGCGCCAGUGCCUCCGGCUGGUCUGCACCUGUGCGGUGAGGAAUUGCCUGGAGUGCAAGGAGCGAACGCGCUAUAAUGUUGGUGCCUUGGCGAGAGACGUCCCGGGUGCGGCGCACCUGCAGGCCCUCAUUCGCGGUGCCCAGGCAUCGCCCAAGAACAUUGUCGAGUCAAUCACCGGUCAAUUAUCACCUGUUAAGGAUCCCGAGAAGCUGCUCCAGGACAUGGACGUCAAUCGCCUGCGUGCCGUCAUCUAUCGCGAUGUGGAGGAGACGAAGCAGGCACAGUUCCUGUCGCUGGCAAUCGUCUACUUUAUAUCGGUCCUGAUGGUCUCCAAGUACCGUGAUAUUCUGGAGCCGCCGGCAGAGCCGCAGAUCCAGCGUCAAUCGCCAGUGCUACAGCGCACGGCAGGCGGCGAAGCCGCCAGUGCGCGUCCUUUGUUUCCCCAAUGGUCACAUCAUGUUUACCCGCAAUUCCUGCCCGAAUCGCACCAGAAUCACAACAGCAACAUGCAACACCAGCAGCAACAGCAGCAACACUACUAUCAGCAACAGCAACAGCAGCAACAGCAGCAGCAGCAACAGCAGGUUGCCCAUAAUCACAGCCAUCAUCACAUGACUGCUGCUUACUACCAGCAGCAGCAACAGCAACAUCAGCAAGUUGCAGCUGGACAGCAGCAACAUUCGCCCACUCCUUUGGCCACACACUCGACCAGUUCUUCGGCCAGCUCCACGGCCACAUCUCAGCCAGCAUCGAGCUCCUCGCUCUCCAGUUUGGCAUCCCAAAGUCAGCAGCAAUCGCAUCGCCAGUUGCACAAGCAACAGCAACAGCAACAGCAGCAGCAGCAACAUUACCAUCCUCAUCAGCCGCACUAUGGCUUGAUCAAUGGCCACCAGCAGCAUCAGCAGCUGAAUGGCAAACAUUAUACGGAAAAUGGAUCCGCAGCGGGAUAUCAUCCACAUGCACAUCCACAUGGCGGUGGUUAUAUGCGAAAUGGAGAGUCAACAGCGGGACAACAGCAGAAUGGUAUUUCCGACUAUCAGGCGGCAGUGGGACUGAUGAAUGGUCAUGGCUCAAAUGCAACGGCUGGUAAUAAUAAUAAUUCCAGUUUAAUGAACAAUAUGCGAAAUUUGCGGAAUGGUGGAGCAACUCCAUCAGCAUCAUCAUCAUCAUCGCCACCACCACCGCCACCAGUGGGAAACCAGGGAAUCUCUGGCAUCUCGGGUAUCUCAGGAAUCUCGGGUAUCGCAGGUGUUGCAACAACGGGUGCUGUUGUUAAUGCAAAUGCUGCUGCUGGUGUUGGCGGUGUUGGCAUGGUCAUGGGGGGCGUGGCAGGGGGCUUGGAUGGAGGCGUGGCCUACAAGACGAGCGCCAUAAAUAAUAAUUACCGCUACAAUGGACGCAACGCAUCCGCUGGAACAGGUGGUCGCCAAAUUCAGGAUAGUGACUAUGAAAUAAUUGUUGUCGAUGAGAACAAUCCAUCCGUUUUGGCCGAUAAUGACUCACAUUCCAGUGGACCGCCUUCCAUAAAGGCCAACCAGACAACAACAACAACAACAACAUUAGCAACAACAGCUACAACAACCCAUAUUAACAACAACAACAACCACACUAAGACAACAACAGCAAACGCUCCAACAACAACAAUUAAAAUUCAACAACAACCAUUGUCACCACCAAAGCCGUUGGUGCCACAAAAAUUGCCAAAGAGCGUCGAUUCGGAUGUGGGCUCCCUCAACAUGAACUCCACAGAGAACGAAGUGCCCGAGGUGGAGUCCUCCAGCGAGAUCCUCAUCGAUGACCACAAGCCGAGCCAUUCGAACGACGAAAGCUGGACGGAUGUAAAUCUCAACGAGGAUGCGGCUGUUCAGGCGGCCAGUGCUGGCAUGGUUGUUGGAUUGGUGGAUAAUGGUGGUAAUGUCAUAGCCGAUAAGCAUGAUCCAUCAUCGCAUCACAACCAACAACAGCAACAGCAGCAGCAGCAGCAGCAGCAGCAGCAGCAGCAGCAGCAACAACAGCAGCAACAUGGUUCACUUGGCCACUCGGAGCGGGGUGAUAAACCCGAUUCGGAGAUAUCGGUGGUCCGUGUACCCGAUGGUUAUGCCGGUUCCGGUGGCUCUAAUCCUGGUCAGGGUCAGGGUGUCCCGCCCAAUCAGCGCCCGCGACCCGACGAGCUGCCCAUGAAGGCACCCGCCCUGGUGGCCCAGUUGCCACUGACCACGCCGUCGCGAGAGGCGAGUCUCACCCAGAAACUGGAAAUUGCUCUGGGACCGGUGUGUCCAUUGCUGCGCGAGAUUAUGGUGGAUUUCGCACCAUUCCUGUCCAAGACCCUUGUCGGCUCCCAUGGCCAGGAACUGCUGAUGGAGGGCAAGGGACUGACCACCUUCAAGAACUCCCAUUCGGUGGUCGAGCUGGUGAUGCUGCUCUGCUCCCAGGAAUGGCAGAAUAGCCUGCAGAAGCACGCCGGUUUGGCCUUCAUCGAGCUGAUCAACGAGGGUCGCCUCCUCUCGCACGCCAUGAAGGAUCACAUCGUGCGUGUGGCCAACGAGGCGGAGUUCAUCCUAAAUCGUAUGCGUGCCGAUGAUGUCCUCAAGCAUGCUGACUUUGAAUCACAGUGUGCCCAAACCCUCUUGGAGCGCCGGGAGGAGGAGAGGAUGUGUGAUCACCUCAUAACCGCCGCUCGUCGUCGGGAUAAUGUGAUUGCCAGCCGGCUGCUGGAGAAGGUGCGGAACAUAAUGUGCAAUCGCCAUGGAGCCUGGGGUGAUUCCAGUGCCAGCACAACGAGUGCCAGUGGUGGCGCCAUUGUGGGUGCGGUGCAAAAGAGUCCGUACUGGAAACUGGAUGCCUGGGAGGAUGAUGCUCGUCGCCGGAAGCGGAUGGUGCAGAAUCCUCGCGGCUCGUCGCAUCCGCAGGCCACGCUGAAGGCAGCUCUAGAGAAUGGUGGACCCGAAGAUGCCAUCCUGCAGACACGCGAUGAGUUCCACACCCAGAUUGCCGUGUCGCGAGCCCAUCCAUCGGGUCAGCAUAAUGGUGAACUGUUGGACGAUGCCGAACUGUUGAUCGAGGAUCGGGAAUUAGAUCUAGAUCUCACGGGUCCCGUCAACAUUAGCACCAAGGCGAGAUUGAUAGCUCCGGGUUUGGUGGCCCCUGGUACCGUUUCGAUAACCAGCACCGAAAUGUUCUUCGAAGUGGAUGAAGAGCAUCCCGAAUUCCAGAAGAUCGAUGGCGAGGUUCUUAAAUACUGCGAUCAUUUGCACGGCAAGUGGUACUUCUCCGAGGUGAGGGCCAUCUUCUCGAGGCGCUAUCUCCUGCAGAAUGUGGCACUGGAGAUCUUUUUGGCCAGCAGGACAUCCAUUCUGUUCGCCUUCCCCGAUCAGCAUACGGUGAAGAAGGUGAUCAAAGCUCUGCCCCGCGUUGGAGUGGGCAUAAAGUAUGGAAUACCCCAGACACGUAGGGCAUCGAUGAUGUCGCCACGGCAGCUGAUGCGCAACUCCAAUAUGACCCAGAAAUGGCAGCGUCGCGAGAUUAGCAACUUUGAGUAUCUAAUGUUCCUCAAUACAAUCGCCGGCAGGACGUACAACGACCUCAAUCAGUAUCCCAUCUUCCCGUGGGUGCUGACCAAUUACGAGUCCAAGGAUCUGGAUCUCAGCCUGCCCUCGAACUACAGGGACCUAUCGAAACCCAUUGGCGCAUUGAAUCCAUCGCGUAGGGCCUACUUUGAGGAGCGUUACGAGAGCUGGGACAGCGAUACCAUACCGCCCUUCCACUAUGGCACCCAUUAUUCCACAGCGGCCUUUACGCUCAACUGGUUGGUGCGCGUGGAACCCUUCACCACCAUGUUCCUGGCCCUGCAGGGCGGCAAGUUCGACUAUCCCGAUAGGUUGUUCAGUUCGGUAUCGCUGUCGUGGAAGAAUUGCCAGCGGGAUACGUCGGAUGUUAAGGAACUGAUACCCGAAUGGUAUUUCCUGCCCGAGAUGUUCUAUAAUUCAUCGGGCUAUCGGUUGGGUCAUCGCGAAGAUGGUGCUUUGGUGGAUGAUAUAGAGUUGCCGCCUUGGGCCAAAAGCCCCGAGGAAUUUGUGCGCAUCAAUCGCAUGGCCUUGGAAUCGGAAUUCGUGUCCUGCCAACUCCAUCAGUGGAUCGAUUUGAUCUUUGGCUAUAAGCAACGUGGUCCCGAGGCCAUUAGGGCCACCAAUGUGUUCUACUACCUGACCUAUGAGGGUAGCGUCGAUCUGGAUGGCGUCCUGGAUCCCGUGAUGCGCGAAGCCGUGGAGAAUCAAAUACGCAACUUUGGCCAAACUCCCAGUCAACUGCUGAUGGAACCCCAUCCGCCGCGCAGCUCGGCCAUGCAUCUGUCGCCGAUGAUGUUCAGUGCAAUGCCCGAGGAUCUGUGCCAGAUGCUCAAGUUCUAUCAGAACUCACCGGUCAUUCACAUCUCGGCCAACACCUAUCCGCAAUUGUCGCUGCCGUCGGUGGUGACGGUCACGGCGGGUCACCAAUUCGCGGUGAAUCGAUGGAACUGCAACUAUACCGCCUCCGUCCAGAGUCCCAGCUACGCCGAAUCGCCCCAAUCGCCGGGAUCCAAUCAGCCACUGACCAUCGAUCCGGUUCUGGCUGUCCAUGGUACGAACAAUAAUAGCAAUGCGGUCAGUCGACGACAUUUGGGCGAUAACUUCAGCCAAAUGCUCAAGAUCCGAUCGAACUGCUUUGUCACCACGGUGGAUAGUCGGUUCCUCAUCGCCUGUGGGUUCUGGGACAACAGUUUCCGGGUGUUUGCCACCGAAACAGCGAAAAUCGUGCAAAUUGUGUUCGGACACUUUGGAGUGGUGACCUGCAUGGCCCGUUCCGAGUGCAACAUCACCUCGGAUUGCUACAUCGCCUCCGGAUCCGCCGACUGCACGGUGCUCCUGUGGCACUGGAAUGCCCGGACCCAGAGCAUCGUGGGCGAGGGCGAUGUGCCCACUCCGCGGGCCACCUUGACGGGUCACGAACAGGCGGUGACCUCGGUGGUGAUCAGUGCCGAACUGGGUCUGGUUGUCUCGGGAUCGUCAAAUGGACCCGUGCUAAUCCACACCACUUUCGGUGACCUUCUGCGCUCGCUGGAUCCACCGGCGGAGUUCAACUCCCCAGAACUGAUCACCAUGUCCCGCGAGGGCUUCAUUGUCAUCAACUACGACAAGGGCAAUGUGGCCGCCUACACCAUCAAUGGCAAGAAACUGCGCCACGAGACGCACAACGACAAUCUACAGUGCAUGCUGCUGUCGCGCGAUGGUGAAUACCUGAUGACCGCCGGCGAUCGCGGCAUCGUGGAGGUGUGGCGCACCUUCAACCUAGCACCACUUUAUGCCUUCCCCGCCUGCAACGCGGGCAUCCGAUCUUUGGCCCUCACCCACGAUCAGAAAUACCUUCUGGCCGGACUCUCGACGGGCUCGAUCAUAGUAUUCCACAUCGAUUUCAAUCGCUGGCACCACGAGUACCAGCAGCGCUACUAAGAUUGGAAACUUGGACAUUCCAACGACCCAAGACUCGCCAGUUAACAGAGGCCAAGGAAACGGAAACGGAAACGAAAACGGAAACAGAAACGAACAUUGAAAUUGAAAUGGAACCGGAACCGGAAAUGAAAUAUGGAAACGAUCGCAAAGCAACUACGAAGUACUUAAAAAACGUCGGCAAGGAGGGAGGAUCGGUUUUUUUCUAUAUAGACCUUUACAACUCUAGGCUAAUAAGCGAAACUAUGUUUUUUUUGUCUAGUAUUAAUUGUGCAUUAGUGUGUGUUUUGAUGGCCAAUGAAAGCCGGUCAAAUCAAGAAAACGAAAAAAAAAAAGUAAGAAACAAAAAAAAAGAGAAUGGAACAGAACAGAAGAUAAAAAACAUUUUUUUUACUAGUAUUAACGAAAUGUAUGUUAAGUUAUGGCAAAAUGGAGAAGCAAAUGCAAGAGGUAAAAAUGCAAAAAUGCAAAAAGGAGAAAGCGACGGCGGAGAAAGCAAGUGAAAGCAACUGGCGGCUUAAGUAAGUAGUUGAAAUAAGACAAAUGACGUUAGUGUUUAUAAAACGCAAUAAGCAGUUAAUAAAUCUAAAAAAGUAAAUCUAAACCUAAAGCUAAUUUCACAUGCAUUAUAAUACCAACGUAGCAAAAGUUCUCAUAAAAAUUUAAACAAAGCAAAACGAAAAACGCUGCGCAACGCAAAUGAAGGGAAAAAAAUAUUGAAACUAAAGCGGCCAAAAGGGAGAUAAAUGGUAGAGAAAGCAGAAAGCCAAUUUUUAAUUAUAGCGUUAGUUCUUUGUGACAAAAAAAAACACUCCACACACACACUUAAACAAGGUAACCAAGCAAGGACAAUGCCAAGGCAAUAAAGCUGGGAAAUAGAAAGAAAAUAAAAAAAAGAUCGAAAGAGCGAGACAGAGCAGGAAGCGGAAGUGAAGCAAAGUGCGGAUACGAGAUAUUUAUGUACACACACACACACACACACACACACGCAUAUGUAUUUGUAGCUAAACUAACACUCAACUUAACUCCCAAAAAGAAAACAAAAAAACAACGCUAACUAAAAUCUAAACAACAACUAAAUUAUCAACACUGCUAUGAGCCACAGAAAAUAUUAAAUAAACAAAUCGAAACGUAUAUGAAAAGGCAUUUUAUAUAUACAAUACACAUACAUACAUGCAUACAUAGAUACAUACAUACAUAUGUGUAUAUCCGCCGACGGAAGCGGAAUAUGCAAAACUUAUUCAAGCGAAAGGCGACGAUUUUUCGUUCUCGUUCCACAAAUAUCACGCAUACGCCACACUGCACCGCCCGCUAAACAAACAGCUACAAUCGAUAUAAAAAUAUAGUCUAUACAUAUAUUCGGUUUUUUUUUGUGUAUUCUCUUUAAUUGUUUGUUUUUUGUGUGUUUUUUUUAGCCAUAUUUGUUAGGUAAAAGUGAGAAAAUUUUCGAUUGCGUCCAAAAUUAGCCUAUUUACCAUACCCCCACGUCAAAAAAAAAAUGUUCCCGCAAAAUGAUAAAUUGGCUUCCUCGAAACAAAACCAAUCAAUGUACGUCCAGGAUGAGAGGUGUUAUAUAUACAUAUAUUUAUAUAUAUGUAUUGACCGCAGCUUCUGCCUUUGAUUUCCCCAAGCGAUUCGCAAACCAAAAACCAAACAAUCCAUCCAUGGCGCACCACUCUGGCACUUACCGAUUAGAUUUGUAUAUAAGAACGAGAGCUAAGGCAAUUACUAUAACCAUACUUCAAGUAUAAUAUAGAGUUUAUGGCUAAAACGAACACAUUCGGUUGUAAAAGCGCAAAGGCGAUACAAAUUAAAUCGAGUCCAGCUGAUAAAAACCCUUCCCCAAAUGAAAUUGGAACCCAUAAGUAUCGUAAAUCGUAUCGUAUAUGUUGUGUGUAGAGCUGGGGAAUAAUUUUAAAUGAGAAUUAAGGAUGUGUUCCCAGAUCUAGUGUUGUGUCUUGUCCGAUUUGAUCUUGAGAUCAAGGAAAUGCAUAUUAAGACAAUUGAUUUUCGAUUUAUUCCUAUCCUUUCCUGUGUGUGUUUCUCGUUUAUAUGCAGUGUUUAAUGAGCUCCACAAUUUAUCACUUAAAAUACAAAUUUAAUUCGCUUUUAGUACGAAUUCGAUUAUUUCACUCUCUGUGUGUACAUAUUUAAGAAGCAUUAUGCAAAUAAAAGCUAGACAACAGACAACAAAAAAAAGAUUAAAAAAACAUUUAUUAAUAAUCCACGCGAAUGGCAAACAUUCAUUUCUCGUUUUUUUUUCAUGUCCACAAGAGUUAAUUAAAUACCGGGCGCAAAGCGAAGGCGACGAAUAAAAUUUGCAACUAUUAGUAAUUUAAAUGUUGUACAUAAAUCCAUGGAGAACUGUCCUAAGAGUAAAGUAUUUUUAAAGCCCAACACGACGAAAGACGGAAACCUUGCAUUCGAACGGAAAAGGGGGAAAAGGAAUUCAAAUCAAAUCCAAUUAAAGGAAAUGCAAUGAAGCGAAAGCGGAAAACUUCAACUCGAUUGAAAAGUCGAGUAGGCGGAAAACUCGCACUCUGAGCAGUAACUACAAUUUUUUUUUGCGUGUGCAUACACAGUCGUGUUUAUCUACAUAUAAUAUAUGGGAUAAAAAAUAAAAACGUUUAGCUAUUAACUGAAAGGAUACCGAAUACUUGAAUUUGAAUAUUAAAUGCGGACGCCAACAAUUUUUAAUUACGCACUUUUUAUAGAACUUAGCGAGAACGAAAAUGUUGGAGACGGUAGUCGUAUUAAAUAUAACAUAAAUAUAAAAAUACAAAUACAAAUAAAUUACAUAACGUUUUUAUUAACGAAACAAACAACAAAAACUGGCUGACAAUUUUAAAUUUAUACAAAACGAAAACGAAAACUUCACAAAAUGUCAAGUUAUAAAUGAAGGAAAAAUACAACAAAAAAAGAAAAGAAAAUAAAACAAAAAGAAUAUUUAAGAAUUUACUCAUGCACGGGCAAGAAUAAUUUCAUAUAAUUAUUUACACAGGCGGAAAAGGGCAUUUUAAAAUUAGUGAAUAAAUCCGAAAGUCGCAAAGUUAAAGCUAUAAGACAGGCACACACACACAGAUACACAGACACACACACUCACAACCGAAAUAUAUAUAGAUAUACAUGUGUAUAUAUAUUUUGUCAACAUUGUUAAAAAAAAAAAAAACAUACUAACAAACAAAUGAGAGCCAAAAAACAACAAUUUAAUCUAUUCAGCAGCAGCAACAAAAGCAAAAGACAGCAAAAUACGAAAUACAAGAUACAAGAUACAAAAUACAAAUUACUAAUAACAAAUUACAAAAUACAAAAUGCAAAAUACAUAAAGAGAUAAAGCUACAAAAUAAAUGUUCAUUAAUAUUGCUAAACAAAAACCAUUUAUAUAUACAUAGAUAUGUAUGAGAAUAAAGAAAUAUUUUUUUUUUUGCCAAAUGCGUGCAUUGAAAUUGAUAAAAGCAGGCGAAAAUUAAACGCAUUAAAUUAAAUAAUAAACAAAGGCGUGAAAAGAUAAAGCGAAAAGCGGCGAAGCGGCAGAAAAGAGGGGUCAAAAGGUUAGCUAGCGAGGGGCGAAGGGCAAACAAUUUAUGCAUAUUAAAACUAAAUUUAAAAUACGCUACAACUCUAACAAAAUAAGUUUACAGACAAACAAACACACACACACCACACAUUCUCCCUAUAAAAACAAAAA
Messenger RNA from Drosophila subpulchrella, 16143 nucleotides. It is a transcript of the gene rg, whose product is annotated as neurobeachin. Gene Ontology annotation, molecular function: protein kinase binding. The record is from RefSeq and is a predicted model, not a curated record. Lineage: Eukaryota; Metazoa; Arthropoda; Insecta; Diptera; Drosophilidae. Gene Ontology annotation, biological process: intracellular protein localization. The coding region runs from base 945 to 12458 and encodes 3837 amino acids. Gene Ontology annotation, cellular component: cytosol; membrane. The transcript is spliced from 34 exons.